This is a messenger RNA of Gavialis gangeticus (Gharial), 5096 nucleotides long. RefSeq names its product leukocyte receptor tyrosine kinase (gene LTK). The transcript is spliced from 29 exons. Bases 60 to 4415 code for a protein of 1451 amino acids. The record is from RefSeq and is a predicted model, not a curated record. Gene Ontology annotation, molecular function: protein binding; transmembrane receptor protein tyrosine kinase activity; ATP binding. Gene Ontology annotation, biological process: regulation of cell population proliferation; multicellular organism development; cell surface receptor protein tyrosine kinase signaling pathway. Gene Ontology annotation, cellular component: signaling receptor complex; membrane. Lineage: Eukaryota; Metazoa; Chordata; Crocodylia; Gavialidae.
GAGAGGUCAGCGCUGGAAGAAGCACACAGAGCAAGAAGCAUCAAGGACCCAGCAAAGUCAUGGAUUGUCUAUCACAUCUGUUCAGUCCUGCCCAGGUGUUCCUGUGGAUCACCAUGCUGGUUGCGGCCCUCUGCUCUGGAUCAUAUGUGAAAAAUACUUCUUUGCUGAAUCCCCCUCCAAGCCUGUCUGCUGGUAGAGAUGGGAAGAUAUCAUCUGAUAGGCCUCUGGGUCCAGAGACUUCUUGUAACAUUGGGUCAGGCUGCUCUUGGAUAACAUCUGUGGGUGCCCCUAGAAAACCAGACUGGGUACCAUCUUCAGUGGGUGUCUUGGUGCCACAGGAACAGCGACAGCUUCUGGAGGACAGUUCAUCCACUGGAGACAUAGAAGCCGAAGACAUUCUUCUCCUGAAUGCUAACAGGCCCUCGGAUAGAUGUGAGUUCAGUCUACGUAGCCCUGUCCUGCCCAGGAGCUCAGAGUCCUGCAUGCUGGAGCUGGUCAUAUAUUUACCUGGAGCUGCUCCUGUUCCCCAGGGACUCACAGUCAAAGUCCGGCACGUGGAGACAAACCAGGAGAUAGUCAUCCCUCUGAGAGUUGGACAUGAAAAAGAUGGCUGGGUGAAGUGGAAAGUUUUGAUGGCUGAGAUUGGCCAAGUGAAGAGACCUUUUGAGAUUUUCCUGCUGUAUUCAAAUUGUGGAGCACAAGAGGCUGGGCUGUUGGCAUUGCGCUCUUUGCAGCUCAGGAACUGCUUCUAUGACAAUGGAAGCCAAGGUGUUUCCAGGGAUGACAAGAGCCCUGCUUUCCCUUGCCCACAUGGGGACUGCAUAAGCCAUCUGCAAGUCUGUGAUUUUCACAGUGACUGUCCUGCGGAAGAGGAUGAAGGAGCCUUGUGUGGCAGUCUUCCCAAGGGAGCACACUGUUCUUUUGAACAGGAUCCCUGUGGCUGGACAUUGAAAGACCCUACAGCUUCCCCUUGGUCCAUUAUGAGCUUUGUGGACACAAGACAAGAAGCUUCAUUCAUAGGAUCUGCCCUACAAGACACUGUAGGUGACUUCUUAUACCUACGAGCAAACAGCAGUCAGACAGGUGGUGUUGCCAAGGCUUACAGUGCUAGCUUGCCUGCCAGGAUGGCCAGUGGAGAUUACCAGGUCCAAUUCUCAGUGCAUAUUUUUGGCAAUUACAAUGGCACCCUCUCAUUAUCUGUCCAGGAGGAGACAGAUGGAGUCUGUACCUCCCUGUGGGAAAGGACAGGGAGCUGGAGUGACAACUGGUUUCUAAUCACUCUGCAAAUUCCAGUGCUCCAGAACUGGUUUCACCUGCAGCUUCUGGCAACCUGGGGCUGGAAUUCCCAAGCUGACAUUGCUGUUGAUAAUAUUACUUUUGGACUGGACUGCUUCACUGAUGUUAUAACAGGAAGAAGGCAAAGCUAUGUUGAUGGAAAGCACCAAUACCCACAGGAAAUUGGAAUCAUGGAUCAGCAUCUGUUGAACCCUUUGGAAGAGCCAUUUCUCUCAGGGGACAUCUCUAUUGUUUUCUGGUGGUUCACAACUUGUGGUGCCAGUGGUCCUCAAGGGCCAACUCAAGCACAGUGUGAUAGUGCCUACCAGAACACCAAUGUCUCUGUGACUGUGGAAAAAGAGGGUAAACUCCGAGGAGUACAAGUGUGGAAAGUGCCAGCAACAAACCGAUACAUGAUUUCUGCCUAUGGAGCAGCUGGAGGAAAAGGAGCCAAAAACCACAAUAAGAGAUCGCAUGGAGUCUUCAUCUCAGCUACCUUCCAGCUGGAGAAAGAUGAGCUCCUCUACAUCUUAGUGGGGCAGCAGGGCGAAGAUGCCUGCCCAGGGGGAAAUGUUCAGACCCAGAAGAUCUGCCUGGGGGAGUCAUCUCUCAUUGAAGAUGAUUACAAAAAAAAAAAGGACCUGAAGGAGUGGGCUGGAGGAGGGGGUGGAGGUGGAGGAGCCACCUACGUCUUUAGACAGAAGGAUGGGACCUUUGAACCUUUGCUGAUCGCAGCAGGAGGAGGAGGGAAGGCAUACCUGAAGGACCAAGACAACUUGCUGGAUGAUAUACCCCUGGAACAGCUUGAGAACAACACAGCAGUGCCUGGAGUCAAUGGGAAAACAGGGGCAGCGGGAGGAGGGGGUGGCUGGCAGGAUAUCACCCAGGUUCCUCGGGCUGGGAAGUCCCUCCUGGAAGGUGGAGAGGGAGGUCAAGCCUGUCUCCAAGCACUAAAUAAGCUUCAGUGGGCAACCUCAGGUGGUUUUGGUGGAGGAGGAGGAGCUUGUACUUCUGGUGGAGGAGGUGGAGGCUACAGAGGUGGGCAUGUGUCAGAUAGCGAUGAGAUCACUGCUGAUGGGCAGGAUGGUAUUUCUUUUGUCAAUCCAAUUGGGGAGAUCUUCCUGCAACCCCUGGCAGCCAUGGAGAGUCAUGGUGAGGUGGAUAUUCAGAUCUACCUGAAUUGUAGCCACUGCCACUCAGGCAACUGCAAGCGGGACCUUGAGACCAAUCUUCCAAUCUGCAUUUGUGAAAUGGGCUCUGUGCUAGCCAGCGACAACGUCACCUGCACAGUGCCUCAUGGCCCCAUCCCAGAGGGACACCUGCCACUCCCACUCCUCCUGGCUGUGGUUGCUGCAGUUGUGGUACUUGGAAUGGCCCUCACUUGCGGCAGCCUCUCCUUCUUCUAUCACCGUAAGAAGCAGCAGCUGGAAGGAGCUAGAGCACGACUGCAGAGCCCAGAAUACAAACUGAGCAAAAUCCGCACCUCCACCAUCAUGACAGAUUACAACCCCAACUACUGCUUUGCUGGGAAGGCCGCCACGCUGAACGAGCUGAAGGAGAUCCCUCGCAAGAACAUCUCCCUGCUCCGGGCAUUAGGACAUGGAGCAUUUGGUGAGGUUUAUGAGGGGACAGUGGUAGGAAUCGCUGGAGAUCCCAAUCCACUACAGGUGGCCAUCAAGACGUUGCCAGAAGUCUGCUCUGAGCAGGAUGAGAUGGAUUUCCUGAUGGAGGCACUGAUAAUAAGUAAGUUCAAUCAUCAAAACAUAGUGCGGUGCAUUGGUGUGAGCCUGCAGACGUUGCCUCGCUUCAUUCUGCUGGAGCUCAUGGCUGGUGGAGACAUGAAGAGCUUCCUUCGGCAGAAUCGACCACGUGUGAACCAGCCAUCCACUUUGACAAUGCAAGACCUGUUGAACAUUGCCAGAGACAUUGCCUGUGGCUGCAGAUAUCUGGAAGAAAAUCAUUUCAUCCACAGGGACAUAGCUGCAAGGAACUGCCUGCUGACCUGCACAGGGGCAGAUCGAGUUGCCAAAAUUGGUGAUUUUGGAAUGGCCCGGGAUAUCUACAGGGCAAGCUACUAUCGCAAAGGUGGGAGAGCCAUGCUGCCUGUCAAGUGGAUGCCACCAGAGGCUUUCCUAGAAGGGAUCUUCACCUCCAAGACUGAUACAUGGUCUUUUGGUGUGCUUCUGUGGGAGAUCUUUUCAUUGGGCUAUAUGCCAUACCCUUGCAAAACCAAUCAAGAAGUGCUGGAAUUUGUUACUAGUGGAGGAAGAAUGGAUCCACCAAAAAACUGCCCAGGACCAGUCUACCGGAUCAUGACGCAGUGUUGGCAGCACAGCCCAGAGUACCGGCCCAACUUCUCCACUAUUCUGGAAAGAAUCAAGUACUGCACACAGGAUCCUGACGUAAUCAAUACUGAGUUGCCCAUUGAAUGUGGGCCAGCUCCAGAAGAUGAGGGAAGCACAGUGAUACGCCCAAACACUUCCAGUGGGAUGGUUCCCUUGAUGGUGAGCCCUUCCCUGAGCCCUCAAACGGCUCUCAGAAUGUUAGAAGCCCAUCAGGCAGGGCAUAAACUUGGACAGUGUCCGCAGGAACUGGUGGUAGAGAAUUUGGGCAACUGGACUGUCAGAGGACCCAGCCUGCCAUGUCUCUCUGAUUCCAAUAGCAGCGGGUCCUGGUUCCAACAGACUUCAAAUCACAGACUGAAGAACAAAACGAAAAACCUUUGGAACCCAACAUAUGGUUCCUGGAUGUUGGAGAAUAUCUGCCAUUCCAGCCCUAACUCCAAGCUCAAAGUGGCCACAGAACGAGAAGACUCAGGCUUUGAUGGGAAUUGCAGCUCUUCCCCUAGUUCUCGGGAAUCUCCAGCAUCUCCAAGCCGGAGACAUGGUCUUCAUGUGGACGUCAGUGGGAUCGAAUUGGUGAAGCUGCAGACUUUCCCAUGUGGUAAUGUGAAUUACGCAUAUGAUGACUUCUGCUACAACACUGAUCAGGCUUCCUCUUUGGCAACAGACAGGGCACCAGUACUGAGGAGCACCAGUCUGCGAAGGGAUGAGAAGCCUUUUUUUAAGCCAGAAAAAACAUCACGAGAGAGGGACUCUGGCCUCUCCUUAUCAGAUGACCUGAGCGUUACACCUGUAUAACAGGAGAUGCUUUUCCAAAGAUCAGGGAGGGAGUUUACUAUGUCUGCAAAGGCAAACUUGAAAUUCCACUCUGUUUGCCUGUUUUCUCCAUUCAAGUUCUUGCAGAGGUGAUCUUUUAACCACACUAGUAUCCCACUUCCUGCUCCUCCUGGCUGGAUUCCCAAUUCACUGAAGACAAUUGCUUUCCUAUCUCUGUUUCUGUCUCUGUCCGUCAAACGUGUUCCCUCUUCCUGAACCAGUGCCACUGUUUGACUGUAAAUAGAGAUGGCAUUUCCUGCACUGAUUCAGAAUCCAGUGGUUCAUGAAAAGAGUUGCUCUCAAUCUGCUCAGGUGAAAAAAAAAUGGACCUACCAUCCAGUUGUUAGUCAGCCGGAAACGGUAAACAACAUAGCCACUUUUCUGAUCUAACGUACCAAAAAAAAAAAUCCCAUGCUGUGGGGUAGCAUCAGUUGCCUUGCAAAGGCUGCCAUAUUCCCGAGAGUUUUGCACAUUUCUGCUGACUCACUAAUGAGGCGGGUGCACUGACAGAGAAGUAAACAAAAAGGAGCCACAUUUGGACCCAUUUUCUUGGCAGGGAUGUCGGAAAAACAGUAAAAUAAAACCAGUGUUUGCACAGAUCAAAACAAAAGCAGGAGGGAGGGUCAGUUAUUAUGUCCGACUCCUCUGAGAACGUGUUUUUUU